CCUCCCUGGUGAAAGUAACAAGGUCUGACAUAUAAAACAAUCUCUUCUAAACUUUUCUAAAGCAUUUCAGUUAAAGAACCUCCAACUCACUGAGAAUGAAAACAGAAGUGUUCAUCUGUGUUCUGUGUGCCUGUUUGGUAACACUUGAAGCACGUACUAAGAGAUCAGACGAGACCAUGAAGGAUUUGAACAAAUUCACAUUUUUAUCUGGACCCACAAAGACAAAAAACGGUUCAAACAAGACUUUUAACCCAUUCACAUUUUUAUCACAUGGAGCCACAAAUACAACAGAGCAAGGCCCUGAAGCAAACCCUGUUAAUGGAAGUAUGUCUGGGCUGAUGACCAACCAUACAUUGUUUAAUAAAACUGAAGACGAAUGGCAACAAAACUAAGACAUAGCUCAAGGGUUAAAAAAGACAAGUUACUUAAAUGAUAAGUGAUGGAAACUGAAAAACAACCUGUUAAACAGUCAACCCCGAUGAGAUGACACUCUAAUGUUUGUUGAACAAAUUACCAUUGUAUUAUAGAAUAUCAAAAAUGCAACAACACAUGAAAAAGAUGAACUCACAAUUUUUUUUUUAAUAAAAGAAAGAACAUAUGUAAACAACCUUGUCUCGCAGGUACAAGAAAAUGUGCCUGUGUACAUGUACAAGAAAAAAGAAAUUCAACUCAUAACUGUAAAGACUGCAAUACUACAUGUUGAAUGAUAAAACAUUGAGUGUAAGCUAUUAUUAUUGUACAGUAUAAAGGGUUUAAUUAAAUAGCAAUUAAGUAGCAAAUGUAAAAUUUUCAUUAUUUGGUAAUAAUGUCAAAAAUAAUUUAAUUAAACUGUCUACUGGGUAAACUCCAAACUCUGUAAAUCUACUUAUUAUUUGUUCUUAAAUAACAUAAUCUGAAAUAUACAGCCAACAAGACUACAAAUGUUAAACUACCAAUGUUAAAUGCCAAAAGAAUCUGAUUUAUAAUCUCUCAGUUAGAGAUUUAGACCCUAAGGCUAGAUGUUCGAGAAAUCACAAAAACAAUAGCCUGUUAAUAAAUUAAUUGUACAGCAUAUUCAAUAUAUGCUUUCUUAUUGAUUCUCACAUUCAUGUGUUUGUAUUUUUUGUCAAAUUAAUUGAUAUAUUGUCCAAAAUUAUAUUCCAUAUAUGAUUAGUUGAAAAAGGAUUUGCACCUGUAUGCUCUGUACAGUCAUGGUUAAGAUGGGAUAACCAGACCAAUCCAGCAGAUAUAUUUCAGGGAUUAAUUUAACAUGCCCCUAAUCUAAUUUGACCUGAGACAGAGGAGACUAACAAUCGCCUGACUAGUCAAUGAAUACAUUUUUAUUUUUAUAUAUAUUACUUAUAUUUAUGGUCAUUUAACUUUAUCAGGAUUAAAAUUUUAUAUUUUAUGUAUUACAGUUAAUGUUUUGUAGUUUUAUGAUAAAUAAGCGAUGUGUUGGUUGACCGCUGCAAGAACUGCAGCAAACACUGGACCACAACCUGCCCCUCAGGCCCUGCAUGGCCUGUCAUUCAGGCAAACACACACAGAAAGAGAAAGGAGGGAGAAGAAAGAGAGAGUGAUAGGAGAAAUAGAGGGGGCUCCUGGAAGAAGUAGUGACGUAUUCCCAGGCCACAGAAUCUCCGCACCUCUCAGCAGCAUAUAAUGAGCUUAACCACACGGCCUCAGUGCAAAGGGGUCAAUCACUCGGAUUAUCACACUCGAAUCUGACAUCACAAUCCUCCGCGCCUCUCUGUUUUUUUCUAUUCUUUUUUGGAAACCUGCAAUUUUUAUUUGACUUUCUACGAUUUUUAUCCUUGUUGGAUGACAACUGAUAUAUUAAACUUUGGUCACAGGGUCAGACAGGACCGUCAGCUCAAAUAUGGACUGUAGUUUACUCCAGCUAAAUCGAAGGGUGUAUAAGCGUUGUUGACUCUGAAGGCAGACACUAACUUUUGGAACGGGAAUUUACCCUUGUUACCUUAGAAAACAACCCAAUGCCACUGUCUAACAACAAGGUCGCUGAUGAUGGAACUUCAGCACAGCCACUGCAAGAAGGAAAAGCAAUGGUGGACUCCCUAAUCAAGGUGGUGGCAUGUUAUCGGCACUUAGCCUCCUGUAUUGGCGGAUGCAUGGACAAUGCCAGCCUACGACGUGAUCUUCGGCAAACACGAGAGCGAGCCCAGACACUAGCGCUGUCCUGCCGAAACCACCUGACAGCUCGACUGAGGGAUAAAACGUUACCAGAGACUGAAAGGAAGGAAACUGAGCUGCAGUGGGUAGCGUUCUCCUCAUGUCUGGAGCUCCUACAUGCAGACAUGUGCAAGGUUUUCACCAUGGUCAAGCACUUUUCCCUGGCCAAUAACAGUACCAUGGUGCAAACAGGCAUACAGGGGGGGACGACAGAGGUGGCGGCACGGGCCUUGAGCCUGCCUGACCUGCAGGAGGCAGGUGACGGUACCCAGACGUCCAGUGUGGAGGGUCAGGAGCAGAGUCAGCUGGAGCAAGAGAUCGCACAGGUGGACCGCACACUGGAAGACAUGGAGCUGAAAGUCAACGUGCUGCGCUGGACUGUGGAGGCACUGGGUCCUCAGUACGCUGACCCUGUUAGCACUGACAGCGCCUCACUAGCACUGCUGUCCGUCGAUGAAGAGGCAGCUCAAAGCUUCUGCAGUCGUAGCCAGAUGUUUGCGGCAAUGAUGCUGUGCGGUGUGGCGAUCUUUGCAGUGGUGCUAUCAGUGUGUGUGGUGUUCCUGGUCUGAAGUCUUAUCACUUGUUUAAUGUAGGCUUUUUCUUUUUCAUAGGUCUCUAGUUGUGAUCGGCCAAACAUCAACAGUUUGCAAAGCUCAACGCUAAAAAUUAAACUGUCUGUGUAUUGUACUUACAGUUUAACAGUUGCUUACUGUUGAUCCCAACAGAGCCUGUGAGUCCUUUUUUUUACAUAUCACAAAACUUUGCCAUUAAUUUUGGGUGUAUGAUCAUUUAUAGCAAAAGAAAGCAUGGUGAAUUAAUUUGGGUUUCAAUGCAGAAGAAUUUGAAAUUUGGGCAAGCAGUAAAAUCUGAUUUUAUAUGUCAUUUCAGGAGGUAGCCUUCUGUUUUGAGAGGUUUUGUUGUGUGUAAACACAAGUCUUGUUUACUGCAGCUCAAGUCCUGGGUGGUUCAUCGGCUGGUUCAUCAUGCCAUACCUUCAGAACCUUAUUCAUCUGUUUUAGUUUUUGACUAUAAUACAGUAUCAGCACUGACACAACACCUAAUACUAAACAUCACUAAAAGAAGCUGGCUUUAAUAUGUUAUGCACAUAUCUUUAUCUUUGUGUAGAAUUUAAUUGUUGAUUUAGUUGUAAUUUAGUUGUAUUUCUAGAAACCUGUUACAACGGCCAGAAACAAUAGAUCUGUUUGUUUUAAAAUGUUAGUCAGAGUAUCACUGGUAGAACUCAGUCAUUAAUUAUAUACAAGUAGGGGUUAAUCAAUAUAAAAUAGAGGUAACUUACUAGUUUACAGAAAAGGACUGAAAUAUUGUAAUUACCUCAAAACUGAAGGUCAUUUUUUUCAAAGACAUUUGAAAUGUUAAGACUGUUGAAAAUCCUUUUGUUUUCCUUCAUGCAUUGUAAUGUCUUCACUUUCAUGUAUCUCACAAAUAUUAUAUUUUCUAAAAAUAAUAAUAACAACAAUAAUAAAUUACAUUUUUAAAAUUGAA
Megalobrama amblycephala (Wuchang bream) is the source of this 3672-nucleotide messenger RNA. Its product is annotated as regulator of G protein signaling 9 binding protein. NCBI's taxonomy places the organism in Eukaryota, Metazoa, Chordata, Actinopteri, Cypriniformes, Xenocyprididae. The transcript has 9 exons. The coding region runs from base 1974 to 2738 and encodes 254 amino acids. Gene Ontology annotation, biological process: G protein-coupled receptor signaling pathway. The record is from RefSeq and is a predicted model, not a curated record. Gene Ontology annotation, cellular component: neuron projection.